AUGGAAAUACCCAUAGAACAAGACUAUGAUCGUCCAGAGCCUCCCGCAGUGCCUUUCUUUGGACAACUGUCUGACAAGCAUGACUAUUUCGGAGCAAACAUCAAGCAAAUACGCGGCCACAAUAUUUUAGUGGAUCUAAGGCGAAACAAAGACUGGAGUGCUUGGAACAUCACUUAUGUAAAACUUCAGGGAGCGGCCAAUAGCUCGUCACGGUUCGACAGAAAAAGAUCUGUUCGUGUAGCAAGCGAUAACAUGUUCGGGAAUAGGCGGGAGAGUUAUGAAAACAAAAAUGAUGGUGGUCUUUCAACAAGCAGUAGUUGCAGUGAUGGGUAUGGAGCGGAAGAUAGCGAUGAACGAGACUACCCAGAAACAGAUGAGACGUGCCUUGAUCCUCUUAUUGGUUACGUACGCUUAAUGCUUACAUCGCAAGAAGUACGAGAAGCGAUGAAGCAGAAUUUACCAGAGGAUUACAAAACGAUCUGUAACUUUUACAAGAUUGUACCUUAA
Gongylonema pulchrum is the source of this 507-nucleotide messenger RNA. The record is from the annotation of a GenBank genome assembly. NCBI's taxonomy places the organism in Eukaryota, Metazoa, Nematoda, Chromadorea, Rhabditida, Gongylonematidae.